Molecule: messenger RNA, 465 nt
Organism: Gongylonema pulchrum
Lineage: Eukaryota; Metazoa; Nematoda; Chromadorea; Rhabditida; Gongylonematidae
Source: the annotation of a GenBank genome assembly
AUGUAUAUGAAUUCUCUUGAAAAAGCGGGAUUUGGAGCAUCACAACAAGCGAGCAGCGGAGAGGGUGGACGAGUGACGACAGAUGCUGGAAGUGCGACAGAUUCAGAUGAAAAGAAAGAAGCGCUUAUCAGCUUAAUGCGAGGCCUUUGGCCAUUUCGAUCAACGAAUUUCCAUGUGUUGAGGGAUGGUGACGAUAUCAAUACCUCAGCAUCUGGACAGGCACAACCUGCACCACAGGCACUGGCGCAAAAUCCCUUCCAAUUACUUUCGGCAGCCAGUUUACGACGUUACAAAAAGUUUUUCAAUCUGCCGCAUCGUUCGAGCACCAAUACAAAGCAACAGCUCCUGGAAGGCGUUUCGGAGCAUUUCCACAAUCUGGAAGUGCCAGCCUACGAAACAAUUGCCAGUUUCUUGUACACUGCCAAAUUUAAUAAAAACAAAAUCGAUUAUCCAACUGCCGAGUAA